This is a messenger RNA of Didymella exigua CBS 183.55, 1971 nucleotides long. RefSeq lists its product as uncharacterized. Gene Ontology annotation, molecular function: zinc ion binding; DNA-binding transcription factor activity, RNA polymerase II-specific; sequence-specific DNA binding. The coding region runs from base 1 to 1971 and encodes 656 amino acids. NCBI's taxonomy places the organism in Eukaryota, Fungi, Ascomycota, Dothideomycetes, Pleosporales, Didymellaceae. Gene Ontology annotation, biological process: DNA-templated transcription; positive regulation of transcription by RNA polymerase II. The transcript has 2 exons. The record is from RefSeq and is a predicted model, not a curated record.
AUGCAGAAAAAUAAAUGCGACUUCAAAGUUCCCGACUGCACACGAUGCGUGGAUGCAGGUGUGAGAUGCGUCGGCUUCGACUCCUCAACUGCCUCGACCCUGCCAUAUAGGAGCAUAGCCGAUCACCUGGAAGCUCACAUCACGAGGCUAGAGGGUGCUCAGAGCUCUCCGUCUGUGGGACGAUUUGGCCAACUGUCGCCAGCUGCUUCACAUGUUUCUGAAGCGCAUUCGAAUCACCAGGGUGCCGAGAAGUGCGCGUUUGCUGACAGUCUUGUCAAUCAAGCCAUGGAAGACAUUACUCCUCCUUUUCUCGGUGUAUCCAAAGCAAGGCCCAUCUUGCAGUGUGUUGUCAAAGGAACCCAGCUACCAUCAAGGAAAGGACCGGUUGGCUCCACUGACUUAGACGAGAACCACCCCAGAUCAAUCAUCAAUCCUCCAACCAUCAGUCUGUUUCGUGAUCUGAUCGCGGACGAGAACGGUGCCAAAAUCCUGUUCGAAAACUACCUCGAGCGAGUGAUCACACAGUAUCCAAUAUACCAUCGAACCGAUGUCACUACUGCGUUCAACUCCAUCUAUAAACAGAGGACAACAAAUUCUGCUGAGGAUUCAAUACGUCAGCAAUACAUCGUAUGCAUGAUCAUGGCUAUCUCGUUGAGUACGCACGCCAGGAAGAACGUAGUCAAGGCCAAUCAGCAAGCGUUCCAGCUUGUCCGAUGCGCCAUGCAAUGGAUUCCCAAAGUCGCCACAAACGAUAUUGCUGGUCUGCAGGCUAUCCUCCUUCUCACACAGUACAUCUUUCUCAAUCCCAGUAUGGCGGAUCUGUGGCUCCUGACUGGUCUGAUAAGCCAAUCUGUUAUAGACUUGGGUCUUCAUCAAGAACUACCCUACCAUGCAAAAACUUCCGACUAUGAUCGCGACAUGCGGCGACGUCUAUUUUGGUGUGCGUGGGAGAUGGAGGUCGGCGUAUGCUCUAUCUUCCUAUUCCCUACCAGUCUGCCUGUCAAAGGCAUUCAGGUCAAGUUCCCAUUGGAGAUUGAUGACACGGCGAUCACUCAACACGGGACCGUCCCUGAAGGACGGGUCUCCAAAUUUACCCAGCGAAUUAUCUGCAGCUUCCGACUCAUCGAAGCCGAGUGUGUCUCGGUCAUGUGGCAUGACGAGCCAGUACCGGAAGAUUUCGAUUCUAUAGAAUCGUGGGGACAGAACUGCAUCGACCGCAUACACCAGUGGCAGAAUGAGAUAUACGCUUCGGCACGCGCGAACCAAGAUCCGGGGCUGCAUGCCAGAUGGGAAGAGAUGAUGUUGUACUCCGACAUCGCUGUGCCUUACGUCUACUUCUUGCUCAACCGACCUUCAAAAUGCCUUCCAACACCCACCACAGCGCAGAGGAUGAUAGCGCUGAAACAUGCUGUGCAGAUUGCCGCUGGCUAUUACAGACAGUCAGAGGCCGCUCCCGGCAGGAUCAAAUACGUGUUUCACCCAUGUCAUCACGUCUUCCAUUGCGCUAUCGUCUUCCUUGAGGGGCUGCAGUGUUGCAAACAAGAGGUACUCAUGACAUAUUCCUGGGAGGACGUGGAAGAGUCGAUGAACGUCUUCGCCGAAUGCUUCCGCUCGAUUCGCGAACGAUGGGCUGCUGCAACGCGUUGUCUUGAGGAGUAUGAAAGAUCUCUGGCUCCAGUAAAGAAGGAAUACAUGGAUCUGUACGCCUCGAAAGCAAGCAUCAACGCUUUGGUGGCGCCGCAGGUCGUCAUUCCUGCAACACGUAAAUCCACCGCUCAGGAUAAUUUUAGCCACGCCGCGACCGAGCCUGGAGGCGUACUGUCGCAUUGGAAUCUGUUCAAUCCAACAGCCACAUCAGAACCGAUGGAGCCGCUCAACGCAUACGCGUUUACAACCACGCCACGAGACUGGAACGCCGAGUUCCACUUAUGUCCUAGUAUCGAGCAUAUGCACGAGACGGAAACGCACUAA